CAGUAAAUAAACCCAUAAUCCGUGGCCAUUUCUCACUCCUCCUCCUCCUCCUCCUCCUAAGUCCAAAAUCCUUCUCGCCCAGCAUCUUCCUCUUCUUCCUCCACGUUCUUCCUCUCACACCACUCGCCAAACCCAUCAAUUUUUCUUUUCCAAAAACAAUUUCGUAUUUAUUAAUAGGUGUUUCCUUUAAUUAAUCCGAUUUCGGCCAUUGAAUCUUUGACUUUUUAAGCUAUUUCAACUAUUUUAUAUAAUUUAAAUUUAUGGUUUUGUUUAAGUUCGAAAACUUUUGCGCUUUUGAAUUCCUUGUGUAAUGUAAACGCUGUAGCAAUGCCCGAAUCAAAUCGUCAAGCUCCUAUGUACAAUUCGGGAGCGAUGAACAACAACAUAGAGGGUCAUAUUGAGGACGAAGAAGACGACGUUGCGGCCGCCGAGGAGUCCAUAGACAACCCCCAGAUGCGCUUCGAGGACGGCGCCGUGUCGGUGACCUUAAACGGUGCCGUUCAGGAGAGUGCUCCUAUUUCUAUGUACGUUCCCGGGUCUGAGUAUCCUCCGGUGCCCGGGAACGGUAGCUCUGACCAGCUCACGCUCUCGUUCCAGGGCGAGGUCUACGUGUUCGACGCUGUUUCGCCGGAUAAGGUGCAGGCAGUGUUAUUACUUUUGGGGGGAUAUGAAAUCCCUUCUGGCAUUCCUGCCGUGGGGACGGUCCCUCUUAAUCAAAGGGGCAUGAACGACUUUCCUGGAAGGUCAAUUCAACCACAGAGAGCUGCUUCCUUAAGUCGAUUCAGGGAGAAGAGAAAAGAGAGAUGUUUUGAUAAGAAAAUCCGUUACAGUGUGCGGAAAGAAGUUGCACUCAGGAUGCAACGUAAAAAGGGUCAGUUUACAUCAUCCAAGGCUAUAUCUGAUGAAGUGGGCUCAGAUUCUUCAGUUCAUAAUGCAACACAGGGUUCUGGGCAAGAUGAUGGCUCGCAGGAAACUUUAUGUACACACUGUGGAAUCAGUUCAAGGUCAACUCCGAUGAUGCGUCGUGGGCCAACUGGUCCAAGAACUUUGUGUAAUGCAUGUGGGCUCAAGUGGGCCAACAAGGGAAUUCUACGAGAUCUUUCUAAGGUUCCCCCCAUGGGUAUCCAGGAUCCUUCUGUGAAGCCAACUGAACAGGUGAGCAGCGCCCCUUGUGAAGAACAUUCUGUUUGUUCUUUGAGCCUUCCCCUACCAGAGUGAUGGUGAAGCUAAUGACUCAGAUGCUGUAACCCAGGCUGCAGAACUUGUCUCCUCUUCUAAUGGCGAUAACUCAGCUGUAACUGUGGAAAGGUGAGUGACAAGAUGCUUAUCUUGCGGCAACUGCCACGCCCAUUUUUUCUUUUUCUUUUUUUUGUUUUUUUUUGAAAGUAUGUUAAAAUUGACCUAAAUUCACCUGUAAUAACUUUCAAAUUGCUCUACUAACGGAUGUACAUACAAUCCAGUGCCCUCUACUCUUAAAUACUUAUCAUUUCUGUAAUUUGAGUGUACUAGUGUAUGGACCUUAAUGGAAUUGCUGUCUAAAUUUUGUCAUC
This is a messenger RNA of Alnus glutinosa, 1550 nucleotides long. RefSeq names its product GATA transcription factor 24-like. The coding region runs from base 328 to 1218 and encodes 296 amino acids. Lineage: Eukaryota; Viridiplantae; Streptophyta; Magnoliopsida; Fagales; Betulaceae. The transcript is spliced from 7 exons. Gene Ontology annotation, biological process: regulation of DNA-templated transcription. The record is from RefSeq and is a predicted model, not a curated record. Gene Ontology annotation, molecular function: sequence-specific DNA binding; zinc ion binding; protein binding.